AUGACUGGAUCAGAUGAGGAAUUUGAAAUAGGCGAUAUCCUAGACAUAAAAAAAAAGAAAAAUGGGUUCAUUUACCUAGUGAAUUGGAAGGGCUAUUCGGACGAUGAGAACACGUGGGAACCAGAAAGUAAUUUACUUCAUUUAACAACCUUUAAGAAGAAAAUGGAACUUUUAAAGUCGGCUUAUUUAAACAAAGUCGAUACAACCCAGAACGAUGGCAAUUUGUUAAAAAAUCAUCUAACGUCACCAUCCUCUUUGCAAGAGGAAACUGGCACCACUAAUAUCACGAAAACCAAAGGUAGAAACCCAUUAAUUUCAAAAAAAAAGGGUAAUAAGAAAGGCGUAACCAACAAGUUGGAAGCGAAAAAAUUGUUAUCUACAAAUUCGGAUAAUUCACAAAAAAUGAGUGACGAUGAAUAUAACGAAUCAAUCAAGCAGGAAACCAUCGAAAACCCUCACGACAGCAGUUUGCUAAAUGUAGAAGAUGUGUACAGCGUUCGAAUCAAAAAUAGGAAGAUGGAAUUCUUGGCUAGCUUGAAAAAUGCCUCACCACAGUGGGUAGAAGAGUCCAACAUACGAAGAACAGGGCAUCUGAACAUAAAAGUCAAUGAUUUUAAAAAAUACAUAAGGAGGAAAAAAACUUCCAAGGGAAAUAGAAUUGUUAUCAAGAAUUUACACAACGUUGGAGACGAGUUGUACAUUUCGGUUAUACACAACAUAAAUAACAAGGAAAUUCACAGCUUGUACCCUUCGAAAGUUAUUGAAUACAUAUACCCACAGGAACUUUUAAAUUUUCUUUUGUCAAGACUUCGAUAUAGGACGGCCUAA
Plasmodium knowlesi strain H is the source of this 828-nucleotide messenger RNA. RefSeq names its product heterochromatin protein 1. Gene Ontology annotation, cellular component: pericentric heterochromatin. Gene Ontology annotation, molecular function: chromatin binding. Gene Ontology annotation, biological process: chromatin organization; negative regulation of transcription by RNA polymerase II. NCBI's taxonomy places the organism in Eukaryota, Apicomplexa, Aconoidasida, Haemosporida, Plasmodiidae. The transcript has a single exon. The record is from RefSeq and is a predicted model, not a curated record. The coding region runs from base 1 to 828 and encodes 275 amino acids.